Molecule: messenger RNA, 1695 nt
Organism: Nicotiana attenuata
Lineage: Eukaryota; Viridiplantae; Streptophyta; Magnoliopsida; Solanales; Solanaceae
Exons: 1
Coding region: 96-1580 (494 amino acids)
Source: RefSeq, a predicted model, not a curated record
GUGGUAGAUUGAAAGCUACUUAGAGAGAGAGAAACCCAACUACAAUCACAAGAAUAUAGAGCUAUCUAGAGAGAGAAAAAAGUUUUUGUGUGUGUAUGUGUGAGAGAGAAAGUAAUUUGGGUAUGGGAUUUACAGCAAAAACCAAAGAAAACAACAACAUCAAUACCCACUCCAAUAACACUAACAAUAGUAGUGAAAGUUGGGCAAUGGGCUUCCUCUUCAUUUUCUUCCCAGAAGAAGAAGAUAAUAACAACAAAAUUCUUAACAAAAAACCCAAUAAUUUCUCUUUUUCUUCUUCAUCUUCUCCUUCAUUCAAAUCCAUUAAUGCAAUUCUCAAACGCUCAAAUUCAACUCAACUUCUCUCAAAAGCUCAAUCCACCAUUUCAAUUUGCGCACUUCUCAUUUUCAUUACUUUUCUUCUCUUCACUCUCUCCACUUUCGAACCCACUUCACCUCAUCAUUUCACUUCAAGAAAACAACUAAGUUCUUCAUAUUUAAACCCUAGGAAAAAACCUAGCAAAUUAUUUUUCCCACAUGCAUUACAAGGUAUGGGUUCUUUAUAUAGACGAGGAACAAGAGCAAUGAAUGAUAUUAUUAUUGCUCAUGUCGUUGAAUCCGUUACGGUUAAUGAACUGAAAUCAUUUCUCAAGCUUAUACACAGAUCAAGUGUCACGUCAAAAUCAGACAUUCUGUUGAUAUUUAGAUACAAAUCGAGUUCAUUUGACAACGCCAUUGUUGAAGAGAACAACUCGUUCUUGAAACUCAUUCAUGGCUACUGUAAGGAAAAAGACAUUUAUACUUCGACUACUUUCGACCCGACCCAGUUCGUGAUUUCAAGCAAGAAAGAGAAUUCAAGUGGAGAACCCAUUUGGGGUCGCAAAAUUCGGAGCAGUAAUGAGGAAAAUAGGAAUAAUGGAACUGAGUCAACUCGGUUGAGUUAUGGCUCGAUUGUGAGUUUUGAUGUGGAUGAACUCGACCCUGAGAAUUCCUUAAGUGGAUUUUUAGACCAUGUUCCAUUAAAUUUAAGAAGGUGGGCUUGUUAUCCAAUGUUAUUAGGAAGAAUUCGAAGAAAUUACAAGCACAUUAUGCUAGUGGAUGUAAAGGAAUAUCUCGUACUCGGUGACCCACUGAGUCAACUCAAGAAUCGGAGUCCAGAAACCGUUAUGUUAACAACAAUCGCGCAUAAGAAAAAGAACUCGGAGAAAAAACUAGUUGACUCAGGGAUUGUAUUUGGUGGAGCUAGAGGAAUACGAAGACUGUCAAAUGCUAUGGUAACAGAAAUUGCGCGAGUCGCAAUACAACACAAGAAGAAGAACUCCGUGUCCGAGUCGGGGUUAUUUAACCAACUCGUUGGAAAUGAGUUCAUGUUAAAGAAUGUGAAUUUGAUCAACUCGGGUGAGUCAAUUCAUGAACUGAGUUCACUCACUGGGUUGAACUCGAAAUCGGGUUUUAAUUCCUUGUCUAUAGUAUCAAAAUUUCCUAUUGUUAGGCGUGGGAAUAGUAAUUUGGAUAUUAAUUCUGUUUUUAAAAAGUAUUUGUGUUCAUCUCCUUUGGAUUCUAUAGCUUAUAGUGAUUGUUAGUAGCCAAGAGAAACAAAAAAAUACAGUUUUAUAUAUUUUUGUGCUCUUUUUGGGAGUUUUUGUAGUAUUUUGUUCAUAAUACAAUUUGUUCAAUAAUAUUUUGAGUUUUAGUUUU